GGUUCUAUAUUUCAGCUGGAAGCUAUAAAUUGUUAAAGAAAUGUGGGUGGUGUCAGUGGGAUGUAUUGUUUUGGUCAUUUUGCUGUCUCUGUCUCUGUUUUUGAUGUUUGCAAUCUCUAGCUUCACUGAUCUUCAUGACCCAUUUUCUGGAUUUGGAAGAAGCUUCACCUCCUCUUAUUUGUUCAAUUCCACUCUCACAUUUCAUCGUACUAGCCAAUUACUUGAUCCUUUUCGUGUCCCUUGUACCAGGAAAUUAGCUAGUACAUUUGCUGAAAAUACAACUUCAUUAUCCCAGAAUCAGAGUUUUAAGAUGAAAAAGGAUUGCUGCGUCGAGGGCCCUUUACUAGAGAAGUUCACAUUUCCUGCAGAUUCUGCUCCCUUCAAAAGCUGUCAUGCUUCCACCAUUGUUGAGGUUGGUAAAGAUCAUUUUUUGGUUGCCUAUUUUGGGGGUACAUCAGAGGGAGCACUAGAUGUGAAAAUUUGGUUACAGACAUACAAGAAUGGUUGUUGGCAAACCCCAGAAAUCAUUGAUGAGGAACCUAAUGUUCCAAUGUGGAAUCCUGUGUUAUUUAAACUUCCAUCAGAUGAAUUGCUACUGUUCUACAAAGUAGGCCAAGAGGUUCAAAAAUGGAGUGGAUGCAUGAAGCGGUCAUAUGAUAAAGGUAUUACAUGGACAGAAAGAGAACAACUUCCUCCUGGUAUAUUAGGACCCAUAAAAAACAAGCCUAUCUUGCUGGAAGAUGGAAAAUUGCUCUGUGGAUCCUCUGUUGAAAGUUGGAACUCCUGGGGAUCAUGGGUGGAGGUCACCACAGAUGCAGGUCGGUCUUGGAGAAAGAAUGGACCCAUUUACAUUGAAAAUGAAUCUCUCAGUGUGAUUCAGCCAGUUCCUUACCAGACUAAAAAAGGGACCUUGCGCGUUCUAAUGCGAUCCUUCAAUCAUAUUGGUAGAGUUUGUAUAUCAGAGUCCCAUGAUGGUGGCCAGAACUGGGGCUAUGCAAAAGCUACUGAGCUCCCCAAUCCAAACUCAGGUAUUGAUGGGAUAAAGCUGAGAGAUGGCCGCCUCUUACUUGCUUAUAAUACAAUCUCAAGGGGUGUACUUAAAGUUGCCCUAUCUACCAAUGAUGGUGACUCAUGGCAAAAUGUUGUGACAUUGGAGGAGAACCUAGCAAUGGAAUUCUCAUACCCAGCUGUUAUCCAGGCUAGUGAUGGGUCUAUCCACAUCACCUACACAUAUAAUAGGACACAAAUUAAGCAUGUUGUCCUUAAACCAAAUCAGUGCAAUGACACAUGAAUAACGAGUAGAAGAAGGGCUUUUUUGUUGUAAGUAUUAUGUCGCUUAAUUAUUAGCAAAUAUUUAUUGUAAGGCCAUAAAACUGUGGUCAUAUAAUGACGGAGAUUAUCAGGUUUUUGCUUUAUUGGAGUUUCAAUUAAUUUGGGAUUUUGCUAUUUAAUGUUUCUUUAUUUUGGGGUUGUUUGCAAUAUGAUGAAUUAGACAUUAUGAGCUAAAAAGAUCAUGAUCUGUAUAAAAUAUUUUCUGUUUCAAUCUGAU
This is a messenger RNA of Ziziphus jujuba (common jujube), 1549 nucleotides long. RefSeq lists its product as uncharacterized. The coding region runs from base 41 to 1291 and encodes 416 amino acids. Lineage: Eukaryota; Viridiplantae; Streptophyta; Magnoliopsida; Rosales; Rhamnaceae. The record is from RefSeq and is a predicted model, not a curated record. The transcript is spliced from 9 exons.